AUGGAAAUGGCCAUUAAAGGCCAACCAAAAUGGAAUGAGAAGUUUGUUGCUGCAGUGGGGCUUGGAGACCUGCGACGUAUCCUUGCGGCGUCUCUGCGGAAAGGUGGUCUCGAGGUACUCUGCGAUAAAUCCGAUCAGAGAAGAGAUCACACGUCUGUACACAUGAAGAAUCUGCGUGGACUCGGCGUGUGUCUUCUGUGUCUGCAGACAUAUCUGUUUGUGGCGUCUGAUGAGAUCUAUGAGGCCGGAAAAGACGCCAAACUGCCUUGUGACUUGCAGGGGGACGUGGAGUGGAGGAAAGACAACCAACUGCUGGUGAGAAGACCGAAAAUAAGGAAUGGCUUUGUCAGCCCCAUGAAGGGGAAAGAUGAUUCUCGUUUCAAGCUCUCAGAGGACUCUACAAACAACUUGGAUAUAAUUAAAGUCGACGUCUCCGAUUCCGGGGCUUACACUUGUGUGAAGGACAAAGACACGCGGACAGUACAACUUAUAGUCCUCAAAGUGGUGGCCUAUCCUUCCAAGACCCUCCUGGCAUCGGAGGACCUAACGCUGACCAUUGAAGCCCCACCUAGAAUGUCUCUCACUGUGUCCUGGUUGAAGGAUCAAAAGAAGAUCUCAAGUGAGCCCGUCCUGAAGAAGAACAAUGUCCAAAUAGAAGACAGUGGAACGUACGCGUGCCAAGUUAGGAUGGACGAUGGAUCGGGAAAGACCUUUGCAACAGAUAUAGCAAUACGAGUUAGUGGCUUCUAUCGCUCUCCACACAUCGUCUAUGUAUCUGGAAAGCGCCCGGUCACCAUUCCUUGGUACUUCAAUUUCGAGGUGCGGCGGACCCCCUUAGAAAAGGAUGUGAGAGUCGUGAGUGGCAACAUCACUCAUUCAUUACAGAUGAUUAAAAAGCUAACGGCAGAAAGUGGAGCCGCGUGCUGGGAUACACCUUGCAGCACAAAAGUACAAGAAAGCUCUUAUAGGGACCUGAGUUAUCACCUUAAAAACCCGAAAAGUGGCUUCUAUCAGAUGGAGGUCGUCCUACAGCUCGAAACCCGGCAGAAACAUCUGUCCAGGGAGGUGUGUGUGGGCAAUCUGACAGUGUCUGCGUCAGAGAGCGUCCCCAGCAUGGAGUCCAACGUGUCCCUCCGGUGCGACAUAAACUGUCUGGACACAGACAAGAGACUUUGCUGGUACUUUAAUGUGAUCGGGCGCGAGGUGUGUGGGCCGCCGGGCCAGAAAUCCUUCACCAAAAAUAUCACCGCUGUACCAGAGACGCUGGGGAACUGGACCUGCAGUGUUAUGGAUGGAAAAAAUGCCGCUGUCAGCACUAUCCUGAUACUGAAAGUGACCCCGGGCUUUUUCCAUCCAUCUAACCCCCUGUUAUGGGUGAUAGUGGCAGCGGGAGUCCUUGUACUCCUAUUUACUGUGGUCAUCAUCACAGUGGUGACGGCUCGCCGCCGCAGGAUGCGACGUGCGCGGUACAGAGCCUGGCUACUGGAGAAUCUGCACCAGCACAGGGUGUGUGAGUGCAAUGGGUUUGCACCUAAAAGGCUCAGAGAGAACAUCUAAAUGCAGAAUAUCGCACUGAUUGUCCCUGCAGGCUAUUGGACUUCUAUAUGGAAUAGCUCCUUAUACUGGAAGAAGCCAAUCAGAGGUCAGAUGUAUCCAAGGAAUUCAAAUGGAAAAAAAGAAAA
Molecule: messenger RNA, 1682 nt
Organism: Nanorana parkeri
Lineage: Eukaryota; Metazoa; Chordata; Amphibia; Anura; Dicroglossidae
Product: T-cell surface glycoprotein CD4-like
Exons: 10
Coding region: 1-1557 (518 amino acids)
Biological process (GO): T cell activation; cell adhesion; positive regulation of ERK1 and ERK2 cascade
Cellular component (GO): membrane raft; external side of plasma membrane
Molecular function (GO): MHC class II protein binding; protein tyrosine kinase binding
Source: RefSeq, a predicted model, not a curated record